CGUUCCGCCGCGAACGUUUCAGACGGUACGCUUUAGUGAAGGGACGGUGUGCUCCCCAGCUGAUCCAUCCCGACAAAAGAUCAUGAGCAAAGACUCCCAGAUGAGGGCUGCAAUAAACCAGAAGCUGAUAGAAAUGGGGGAGCGGGAGAGGUUGAAAGAGUUGCUCAGGGCGAAGCUGGUGGAGUGUGGCUGGAAGGAUCAGCUUAAAGCACACUGCAAAGAUGUGAUCAGAGAAAAGGGCCUGGAGCACGUCACAGUGGAGGACCUCGUCACAGAAGUCACACCUAAAGGCAGAGCGCUCGUCCCAGACAGUGUGAAGAAAGAGCUGCUGCAGAGAAUCAGAGCGUUUCUAGCUCAACACGCCACCUUGUGAACCAGAGGAGUCACGUCUUAGGCAUUUUUUUAACUCACUGUAAAUCCACAACUCAAACCAUCAGACUGAUGUUUGUUCUCAUUGUUCUCAUUGCUGAAGUGUUAUUUUUAUUUUGUAUUGUGUGUUUUUCAUAUUGAUUUUAGUUUGUUAUGCAGCAGUUUUGGAAGAAAAAAAAUAAAGUCAUGCCUAUUUUGGUCACUGGGGGGCGCUGCUGCCUUUUGUCUCUUAAUUGUUGCUGAAAACCUGUUUGACCUGUUUGAUUGAUUUCUGUGUUCCAAGCAGAAAAAUGCAGCUGGAUCUGCGUUUCUGCUUUUUUCUCACGAAUGAGUGCGAUGAUGAUUUGUGCUAAAAAUAAUCUGUGGCUGGAAUGACAGAAAUGUCUUUGUCUCCUCGUGUUUGAGGCUGUUUCGUUGUUCAGGAUGUUGCAUAAGAAGACAAAGACAUUUUUUGAGUCGUAGUUUUUUGUUCAUCUCACAUAAUACAGUAAAUAUAAACAGUAUAGACAG
This is a messenger RNA of Seriola dumerili (greater amberjack), 879 nucleotides long. Its product is annotated as transcription and mRNA export factor ENY2-2-like. The record is from RefSeq and is a predicted model, not a curated record. Gene Ontology annotation, molecular function: chromatin binding; transcription coactivator activity. Lineage: Eukaryota; Metazoa; Chordata; Actinopteri; Carangiformes; Carangidae. The coding region runs from base 83 to 373 and encodes 96 amino acids. The transcript is spliced from 5 exons. Gene Ontology annotation, cellular component: SAGA complex; nuclear pore; DUBm complex. Gene Ontology annotation, biological process: regulation of transcription by RNA polymerase II; positive regulation of DNA-templated transcription; poly(A)+ mRNA export from nucleus.